ACUCGACGACGAACACGUGCACCAUAUUGUGAUAAACAGGAUUUCACGUGUCCACCUCGUGAUUGGUUCAAAGUUUGCAGAUCGGCCUCGCUUUAUCAGUGCGCAGCUGUGCGAUUGAACGCAUAAUAAAGCGAGUUGUCAGUGUAUCCGUCUCUAUCCUGUCGACCAAGAUGAGAGAUUGUGUAGUGUUUCCGAAUACCAACGAGAGGUGGUGUCAAGCUAAGGCCAGCGACAAGAUCAUCCCUCAAUGGAGUCUCCGCCAGUCUUGUUUAGUGGUGGUAAAAGAUUGUCUUUUGAGUUGGAGUCGAGAAAGAGGAAGUCCACCCGUCAAACCGGAAAACGCAUACGAUAAUCCCUUCUUGGACUAUCCUAUACAUUUAAGACAGGAUCUUUUAGACUCUUUAUUACGCCUGAAGCCAGAUAGCAGAGAAUUACUUAAAGCGGCCGAACUGUUGGUGACUUCGGGAAUUCAAGAUUUCAACAUGAUGUGUCUGAAUGAUUGUAAGUUUACCGACGUUGCUCAAGUCGUACGUAAGCUCACCGCUCACGGUAAGUCUCUCAGAGAUCUGACUUUAGCGGGACAAUGGCUGUAUUGGGAAUUAAGUAAACAUUUAGUUCAUAAUCUUCUGGAAUCUGUUUCUAAUCUUCAUCGCCUGUGGAUACAACAUACCACUAAAGAAGGAAAAGAACUGGAAAUAAUUGCCCGUUGCUGCCCUAAAUUGAAAAGUUUGCGAAUUUUGCAUCCCUCCACUGACGAUGAUGAUCUUGAUGACCUGGUGAAAUUAAUCACUAGUGAUCCGUGCACUCAACGCAUGCGUUACAAUCUGAAAGAAUUUUGGCUUCCGUCAUCAGUCAAUGCAGGCGGAGUGAUGUCCAUAUUGCGUGCCUUCCCCAACGUGGACAGCUUAUCGUGUACAUUCUUGGAAGACCUUCUAGACAUUAUAGAAGAGAACGACGAUGAGAAAUUUUGGUGGAAGAAUCGAAUGGAAGGUCUAAAACAACUGCGUGUCGUACAUCCCAUGGGAUACGACGGAGUCAGUAGACUAGUUAAGUGGUGCCCCAACUUACAAGCAGUGUCAAUUGAAGUACAAGAGGAUAUGGAUUUGAAACCGUUAUGCAAUUUAACUCAUCUACGCAGUUUAGAACUAUGUAAUAGCCCUAAUCUAUCAGCGUCAUAUCCGGAUGAUAUACAACCCAUCAUUUCUACUUGCGGACCUCGUCUCUUAGAUCUCAGCCUCAGUCGAUUCGACGUGUUGGACUUAGGCAAAAUUGCUUUUCACUGCCCAAAUUUAGAAAGUUUAAGUGUGCAAUGGUUUACGCUGUUAGGAUGCAAAUUGCCAAAAAAAUGCAACAAACCAUUCUCCCAGCUUCAGUUUCUACGUUUGAGACCACGUGUUAGCAGGAAGGUUGCACCGGAAGCCUGCGAACUGUUAUUAACUCAUUCACUAAAGCUCCAUCACCUAGAAAUCUAUUGUUGUUACGGUCUUAACGAUGUCCUGGCGUCAAAAAUAACCAAAAGUAACCCAUUAUCUGAAUUGGAGAUAUUGUUAUUACGCCACGGACACGGUCUGACAUCUGCAGGAAUACGCCAAUUGUCGUUAGCCUCGCACAAAUUGAGGGUAUGGGAUGUUGGAAACGUUCCUAUACGACCCAAUGAAGCAGAAUGAACAUUUCCGUCUAGUCCGUUAUACAUAAAGAAAAUUGCUCUAGUGGUUAUCCUCGGUACAUUAUUACCCAAAAGUGUUCACAUGGAAUCAAUUGUCAACUGAUUCUUCCCAAAUAUGCAGUUGAAAAACCAUCGAGGAACUUAUAAACCUGGGCAUUCCGAUUAUCCGGCAGUUUUAAUAUUAAAAACAAACCCAGAAAGAUAAAUAUAGAAAGUGAAAAUACAGAAGUCAUUCCUGUGAUAUAGAUUUGUACUGUACAUAAGCCUUGAAAUGUGUAAAUACGUUAACAAGCAGGAUAUUUCUGCUUCGUUGUCAUUCCUGUCUUAAAUGUUAAGAAAAAAACAACAAUAAUAAUAGCCGACAGGCCUAUUUUAAAUAGCAAA
This is a messenger RNA of Centruroides sculpturatus (bark scorpion), 2050 nucleotides long. RefSeq lists its product as uncharacterized. Lineage: Eukaryota; Metazoa; Arthropoda; Arachnida; Scorpiones; Buthidae. The transcript is spliced from 2 exons. The coding region runs from base 171 to 1667 and encodes 498 amino acids. The record is from RefSeq and is a predicted model, not a curated record.